Cokeromyces recurvatus is the source of this 863-nucleotide messenger RNA. RefSeq lists its product as uncharacterized. The record is from RefSeq and is a predicted model, not a curated record. The transcript is spliced from 2 exons. Lineage: Eukaryota; Fungi; Mucoromycota; Mucoromycetes; Mucorales; Mucoraceae. Bases 368 to 775 code for a protein of 135 amino acids.
AUGUUUCUCAAUGGAUUGUAUACUGAUGGCUACACGUACAGAGUUCUAUUUGCUAGAAAAGUGCUUCCAUCAUCACCAGAAGACAAUAUCUGUCUAGAGUUGAACGAUUUUACAAGCGAAGAGGUGGACAGGUAUUUCCGUCCAUGUACUGUAGACCCAGGAAGACGGGAUCCUUUUGUCUCUUAUCAUGGUGACCACUGACAUAUGUCACUUAUCCUCAAUCGAAUAUUACAAUAUGGGUGGAAGUGUAAGACGAAUGAAAGAGCAACAGAAGCGCAAACAGAGAUUAGGUUUUGAAAAGAUUGAAACAGACAUUCUUUCGCCUAAAACUGCGUCUGUUUAACAAUUUGUUUUGUACAUAACUUACAUGCUGCAGCACAUGAAUACUUUGCUUACUUUCUAUGGCUUUGAAACUUCUAAGAUUAAAUGGUUGAACUACCUUAGUUCCCAAAAAGCCAUCCAAGAAAGUGUCAACAUCUUAAUAAAUGGUGUAAAGAAGUAUAAUAAAAGCAGGAGAAAGAAGACAAAGGAAAAUAGAAAAAGAAGAAGUAAAACUCGCAAGCCCGGUACUGCUCAAGAAGAAAGAGCACUCACUACCAUCCCAAAAUCAAAAAGAAACAACAAAGUUUGUUUUGAAAAGGGAAACAGCAGCAAGAUGCCUCUAGUGGUCUUUGGUGAGGGACUAAAAAACAAGGAUCAUAUCAAGUUCAAAGGUCUCCGUCAUGCCGUAUCUAACAAAAUAUAUCAACAAUUAAAAAACAAGGCAAAGGCUUGAAGAACUCUUGCUACUAGACAUCAACGAAUUUAAUACAUCAAAGGUCAUUAAGAAAAAAACAACAUAUAGUUUACAUAUUGCACUUUCA